Prorocentrum cordatum is the source of this 196-nucleotide messenger RNA. The record is from the annotation of a GenBank genome assembly. NCBI's taxonomy places the organism in Eukaryota, Dinophyceae, Prorocentrales, Prorocentraceae.
AUGGCCGAGCUGGGCGCCGCAGCGGCCAGGUACGCCACCAAGUACGGCAUCGCGUGCGAUAGGUACGACAAGCACCGCAGGUACGACAUUAAGUACGGCGACGAGCUCUCCGAGUACGACGGCGGGAGAGACAUUUCCGCCUACCCCCAGAACUAUUUUGGCUUCCAGGGCCGCGACGGGCAUCAGGGCUACGAUA